Heterobasidion irregulare TC 32-1 is the source of this 234-nucleotide messenger RNA. RefSeq lists its product as uncharacterized. NCBI's taxonomy places the organism in Eukaryota, Fungi, Basidiomycota, Agaricomycetes, Russulales, Bondarzewiaceae. The record is from RefSeq and is a predicted model, not a curated record. The annotation marks the transcript as partial. Gene Ontology annotation, cellular component: mitochondrial inner membrane peptidase complex. The transcript has 3 exons.
UGCCAGAUUGCAGAAAUACUGCAAUACUCCUGUGACCUCCAAUCGGGGGAAGAUGGACGUCCUCAGUUUCAUUGUUUUCCUGUGCCUCGAAUAUUCAGGAUAUGUCCCGGGAGGCCAGCCAUAGAAAUCACUCGAACAGUGAAGAUUGACAUCGCGACUGGUGAAGUUAACAUACCUCCGGAGUCCAGCCAAUACCUUCCAAAAGGGAAAGUUUGGCGAGAUGUCGACCUCUAC